Messenger RNA from Penicillium mononematosum, 1059 nucleotides. Its product is annotated as putative 3-hydroxyacyl-CoA dehydrogenase. The transcript is spliced from 4 exons. The coding region runs from base 1 to 1059 and encodes 352 amino acids. Gene Ontology annotation, cellular component: cytoplasm. Gene Ontology annotation, molecular function: oxidoreductase activity, acting on the CH-OH group of donors, NAD or NADP as acceptor. The record is from RefSeq and is a predicted model, not a curated record. Lineage: Eukaryota; Fungi; Ascomycota; Eurotiomycetes; Eurotiales; Aspergillaceae.
AUGUCGCAGUAUAUCCCCAGCAUUCCCACUGAUUGCCUUGCCAAAAAGGUCGUUCUCAUCACAGGCGGUGCCAAUGGCAUUGGUUCCAGCCUGGUAACGCAAUGCUUGGAGCGUGGUGCCAAUGUAUGCAUUGGUGACCUCGACAACAUCUCAGGCGAGCGUCUACUGAAGAAAUGCUGUGACCAAUUCCACCCAGAGGAAGAAGACAUGCCCCCCCCGCGCAAUUUUCCAAACCACCGAUGUCACCAACUAUCCGUCUUUGCUGGCAUUACCUAUAAGCGCAUCGACCAUGUCGUCUCGGCGGCUAGUAUCGUGGAAAUAGGGAAUUGGUUUGAUACUUCACUCACGCUGGAGAGCGUCCGCCAGACCCCCACCCACAAAGUCAUGGAUGUCAAUCUCCUUGGGUCAAUGUAUGUUACCCGCAUCGCCUCUGUUUACUUGCGCCAUAACCGUGGAUCAAACUGCGACCGGUCAAUUCUCCUAUUCUCGUGUGCCUCUGGUUUCAAGGACAGUCCCUCUCUUUUCGUAUAUCAAGCCUCCAAGCACGGCGUCACUGGCCUCAUGCGUUCCCUACGCACCUACAUCUCCUCUCCGUACAAGCACUACCUUCGUAUCAAUACCGUCUGUCCUUGGGUGACCCAGACCGAUAGCAUCAAGAAAGUUGAGGCACAAUGGAAGCAGGCCGAACUUCCCAUCAACACUCCAGAGCAGGUUGCUACUGUGGCCACUGGAGUCUUGGCUGACCGGUCUCUUAAUGGCACAUCCAUGUUCAUUGAAGGUGGCCGUGCCUGGGAAAUUGAACAGAACAUCAAUCGACUAGAGUCUGAAUGGUUGGGCGAAGAGCCGUCCAAGGUGCUUGCUUUGGGUCAGGAGCUGCUCGAUGAUGGUUCGAUCUGGACCGCACCGGAGCGACGCCGGAAGAAGAGCACCAUUUCUGUUGGAGUGCCACCCGGAGUACCUCUUGAUAAAAUCAAUGGACUUGCUAAUGGUGUGACCAAUGGAAUGUCAAAUGGCUUGACCAACGGGGUAACCAAUGGACUGGCCAAUGGUGUGCACUAA